Erythranthe guttata (spotted monkey flower) is the source of this 726-nucleotide messenger RNA. RefSeq names its product thaumatin-like protein 1b. NCBI's taxonomy places the organism in Eukaryota, Viridiplantae, Streptophyta, Magnoliopsida, Lamiales, Phrymaceae. The record is from RefSeq and is a predicted model, not a curated record.
AUGGCAAUCAAAAAUUUACCCUCCCUUAUUCUUCUUGCAGCAAUAUAUUUCUAUGGGGCACAUUCAGCAGUUCUCACUAUGAAAAAUAAUUGCGGGUUCGAAAUCUGGCCGGGCACACUAACCACAUCGGGUUCGCCGGUUCUGGUUCCAACUGGGUUCCAUUUGGCACCACAAGCUUCAAAAACCAUCAACAUUUCAUCUUCAUGGGACGGAACAUUCUGGGCUCGAUACCAGUGCUCGAAUUCCGGUAACAAGUUCACAUGUCUGAGCGGAGACUGCGGGUCGGGUCGCAUCGAAUGCAGCGGAGCCGAUGCAAUACCACCGGCAUCUCUAGUCAAAUUGACUAUAGGAGGAGACCUUGAUCAGGAUUUCUAUGAAAUCAAUCUCAGCGACGGGUUCAAUCUACCGGUUUCCAUUAAACCCGACAAGGCAAAUUGUCAGGCAGUAACUUGUGCAGCUAAUAUUAACUCUGCUUGCCCUAAUGAAUUGGUUGUUAAAGGCCUGAACGGUGUUGCGGUUGGAUGUAAGGGUGCUUGUAUUGCUUUUAAUACGCCGCGAUAUUGUUGCUACGGCGAUUUCGGUAACCCGCAAACAUGUCAGCCGACGAAAUACUCCGAGAUAUUCAAUAAACGGUGCCCUCAGGCGUAUAGUUUUAGUGGUGAUGAUGAGAACAAAACUUUUAGGUGCCCGACUGGGCCGAACUAUCUUAUUACCUAUUGCCCCUAA